AGGCAAUGGGCUGGUCAUUUGAUUAUAUUACAUCCACAAAACCUGAGACCCAAUCCACUUACUUUAAAGCUUAAUUAAUCUAUCGUCAACAAAAUGGGAAAGUACAAUAUAUCUAUUAUCCCUGCUAGCUCAAAAUCACUACCAGUGUGUGUAUUGUUGAUGUGCUUAUUGCUCUCCCAGGCGGCGGCAGGCAUGAAUGACGAUGAAAACAUUCUUAACCUCGACCUCUCUAAGAUUCUUGAAGAAUAUAAAACAAGGUUGUCGUCGCCGUCCCUCCUGCACCAACGGGGGCGGCAAUCGGCCGGUGGCAUAUAUUAUCCCGAUAGAUCUGCCCCAGGUGGACCAGAUCAAAAACAUCAUAAGCAUAAGCCUACCCCCGCCCCCGCCCCCGCCCCCGGCAAACAUACCAGCCCCAUGCCCUAGCUGAUCCAGGUAAAACAAACUGCCAUGCGGGCUCAAAAUUAAUAUGAAGGUACGUAGCUAGCAGCGGAGAUAGAUGAUGCAUAAUAUAAUAAGCGGAGUGUUGGCAUUUGAAGUGGCCGGCGCGCUCAUGAUGAAUAAGACUUAGCAGCUCGCUAGCUGAUAUGCUAUAUAGCCAGCUACUAUCUGUGUAUAGGUGUGUAUGUGUAGUAUAUAAAUAAUAUGCAUGGGACAAUUAAAGAUAUCAUAUAUAGAUGAUAUCAUAUAUGUACCCAUUUUAUAUAUAAUACUGUAACAAUGAUCUCUCUCACUUGCUGCUCCCUACGUACGUAGUUUAUGUGUAUAUACUGUGUGUGUUAUAUAUAUGCUUAUAUAUAUCACUGCGUCAAUGAAGAAGUUUGAAUAACGACCAAAAUGACGGAGUACAUCCUUUAUAUAUUCAUCUCUCAUUUAAGAAGAAGACUUAAUUGAUCAAUGUGGCCAAG
Molecule: messenger RNA, 905 nt
Organism: Cuscuta europaea
Lineage: Eukaryota; Viridiplantae; Streptophyta; Magnoliopsida; Solanales; Convolvulaceae
Source: the annotation of a GenBank genome assembly